Molecule: messenger RNA, 4848 nt
Organism: Amphiprion ocellaris (clown anemonefish)
Lineage: Eukaryota; Metazoa; Chordata; Actinopteri; Pomacentridae
Gene: prkcea
Product: protein kinase C, epsilon a
Exons: 15
Coding region: 729-2966 (745 amino acids)
Biological process (GO): protein phosphorylation
Molecular function (GO): ATP binding; diacylglycerol-dependent serine/threonine kinase activity
Source: RefSeq, a predicted model, not a curated record
AAGCUCGCGGAUUCAGGAGAGAGGAAAAAACACACACACACACACACGCACACACACACACGAGAGCGCGAGAGAGUGGUGAUGAAUCCGAGGUGCUCGUGAGCCUGUUAAAAAUAAACAACAACAAUAACAACAACAAAAAAAACCCCACAGCAGUUCUUAUUAACUGUUGCUGCUGGAGAGGAGGUUAUUUUCCACGAGAAUACGCGACAAAAUAUCGCGGUGUCGGUGAGGUCGCACAGCCAAGGAGAUUAUCCACCGGAGAGAGCGAGCCGCGGCGGGGCUGGAAACCGGAGCAGCAAUCCCGGAUGGCUAGGCGCGGCUGCUCGCUGUCUCUCCCUCCCUGACCCCCGGGAAGAGACGCGACGAGGGCUGGACGGAGAAGAAGCUCCGUGGGGGGACUGGACAUGUUUUUUUUCGGGAAUUUCGCGGGACCGAUCGUAAACAAGCGGGUGGGAGAGGGAGCCCACUGAAGGGUGUGUGAAUCUUGCGUGGUCGCUGCGUUUUUUCGAGCCCGCUGCUGAUCCGGUGUCCGUGCAGCCUCCGUGCGUAACACCGUGUUCUGAUGUGGUCGGACUAGACUGAGGAGCCAGCGGCAUUAUGGGAUGUAGCAGGACUGUGCAGUGACCCCGCUCAUUGGAAGGAAACAGUCUGUGUACAGGAACAGCCUAAACACACGCACACACACACGCACACACCCUCAUCCUUCCCUACACACUCCAGCAGCCAUGCCUGUGUUCAGUGGGCUGCUCAAGGUAAGAGUGUGUGAGGCGGUGGACCUGAAGCCCACCCCCUGGGCCCUGCGUCAUGCUGUGGGCAAGAGCGGCUCCUUCCUGCUGGACCCCUACCUGGCGCUGAACCUGGACCAGACCCGGCUAGGUCAGACCGCCACCAGGACCAAGACCAACAGUCCGGCCUGGCACCAGGAGUUCUGCACCGAGGUCCGGGAGGGAAGGAGCCUGGAGCUGUCGGUGUUCCACGAUGCCCCCAUUGGGUAUGAUGACUUCGUGGCCAACUGCACCAUCCAGCUGGAGGACCUGCUGCAGAACGGAACCAGGCACUACGAGGACUGGAUUGACUUGGAGCCGGAGGGGAAGGUGUACGUGGUUAUCGAUCUGUCCGGAUCCUCCACCGAGGCUUCGGGAGCCAACGACAAUGAGGAGCGAGUGUUUCGAGAGAGGAUCGGUCCUCGCCGGCGACAGGGCGCCGUCCGGAGACGCGUCCAUCAGGUCAACGGACACAAGUUCAUGGCCACCUACCUGAGACAGCCGACCUACUGCUCACAUUGCAGAGAUUUUAUCUGGGGUGUGCUGGGGAAGCAGGGGUACCAGUGUCAGGUUUGUACGUGUGUCGUCCACAAGCGCUGCCAUGAGCUCAUCAUCACCAAGUGUGCCGGGAUGAAGAAGCAGGAGGACACACCUGAGGAGGUGGGUUCACAGCGGUUCAGUGUUAAUAUGCCCCAUAAGUUCAGUAUCCACAACUACAAGGUCCCAACCUUCUGUGACCACUGUGGCUCCCUGCUGUGGGGCCUCAUGAGGCAGGGCCUGCAGUGCAAAGUGUGUAAGAUGAAUGUGCACAGGCGAUGUGAGACCAAUGUAGCUCCUAACUGCGGUGUAGACGCCCGAGGAAUCGCCAAGGUCCUGUCUGACCUGGGAGUCACACCUGACAAGAUCUCAAGCACAGCACAACGCAGGAGGAAGCUGACUCCAGGGCAGGACCCUCCCCAGUCUCCUCCUGAGCUCUCUCAGACCGAGAACAGCUUCAGCCAGCCAGCCGUCCCCACCUCCCCGUCACAGCAGGACUUGGCAGAGUUGGAUCGCCUGCAGGACGCGCUGUCACUCGACCAGCAGGGACCUCAGCACUCCUCCUCCUCCGCCUCUUCCUCCUCCUCCACCACCUCCUCUUCCUCCUCGUCCUCCUCCUCGGCGGCCAGGGAGAACGGACAGAGCCAGAGGAGGACCCUCAAGGACUUCAACUUUAUCAAGGUUCUCGGCAAAGGCAGCUUCGGCAAGGUGAUGUUGGCAGAGCUGAAGGGGACAGAGGACGUUUACGCCGUCAAAGUUUUGAAGAAGGACGUGAUCCUACAGGACGACGACGUGGACUGCACAAUGACAGAGAAGCGAAUCCUGGCCCUGGCCCGCCGACACCCCUACCUCACCCAGCUCUACUGCUGCUUCCAGACACGAGACCGUUUGUUCUUUGUAAUGGAAUAUGUGAACGGAGGAGAUCUGAUGUUCCAGAUUCAGCGAUCUAGGAAGUUUGACGAGGCUCGCUCUCGUUUCUACGCAGCCGAAGUCACCUCAGCCCUCAUGUUCCUGCAUCGUAACGGAGUCAUCUACAGGGAUCUGAAGCUGGAUAACAUCCUUCUGGAUGCAGAGGGACACUGUAAGCUGGCAGACUUCGGUAUGUGCAAAGAAGGCAUCAUGAACGGCGUUACCACCACCACCUUCUGUGGCACACCGGACUACAUCGCUCCUGAGAUCCUGCAGGAGCUGGAGUACGGAGCCUCUGUGGACUGGUGGGCUCUGGGGGUGCUCAUGUACGAGAUGAUGGCCGGACAGCCUCCGUUCGAAGCCGACAACGAAGACGACUUGUUCGAGUCGAUUCUCCAUGACGACGUCCUCUAUCCUGUGUGGCUCAGCAAAGAGGCCGUUUCAAUCCUUCGAGCGUUCAUGACAAAGAAUCCGGCCAAGCGUCUGGGCUGCGUGGUGAGCCAGGGCUGCGAGGAAGCCAUCAAGACCCACUCCUUCUUCAGAGAGAUCGACUGGAUCCUGCUGGAGCAGAGGAAAGUCAAACCACCCUUUAAACCUCGGAUUAAAACCAAGCGAGACGUGAAUAACUUCGACCAGGACUUCACCAAGGAGGACCCCGUGUUGACGCCCACGGACGAGGCCAUCAUCCGACAGAUCAACCAGGAGGAGUUCAAGGACUUCUCCUACUGCGCUCCUGAGGAGACGCAGACCUAAGAUGCACACACACACACACACACACACACACACACACACACACACACACACACACACACACACACACACACACACACACACACUGAUCCAGCAACACUACACCUGGCAUACACGUACGCACACACACAAGCUGACACUCAGUAGAACCAUAACUCCCUUUACAAAACACACACACACACACACACACACACACACCGAGUCACUCCUUUACUUUGAAACUAUUGGUUGUUGUUACUUUAUGGAAUAUUAUUUACUUGCAUUGUGUUGUUCUUGUUGCCUGGGUUUUGUUAUGAAUAUGAACAUAAAUAUGAAUAUGGAUAUGAAUAUGCACACCUGCACAUGCUCUCACAACACACACGAACACGCAAACACUACGAGUUUACAUGCUCUCACGCACACACACACACACACACACACACACACACACACACACACACCGCUACAAGCUCACUGCACAUGCUCAGACUAGCAGACACACACACUUCCACUGCUUCUCUCCCAGCACUGUUCUACAUGUGGACUGUGGGUGCUGGGUGCAGAGGCCUGUAUAUAGCCUGUGUUGAGUGGCUGUAUUGUGUUUGGUAUCGUCUGCUAGUAACGCAGCGUCGUGGCGCAUGGACAAGCAACCCUACCUGUGUUAUUACUGUCAUUAUUGUGGACCAGUUAGGGCCAAAACUCCCUUUGUGCAAUACCCUGACUAUCUAUAUAUUUUAUGACUUGUUUGUUCAUGUGUUUCGUUUUUUUUUUCUCCUCAAAAUGCGUUUUCUUUCGGUUAUGGUAUGACUGAAAUAUUGCUCUCACUGUCCGACACACUCACUCUCUCUGUCCUCCAGUGUGUGUAAAAGUGAAUGUCGACAUUUUACAGGCUAUUGAACUAAUUAUGUGGAGCAGAGUGUUACAGGCGACCUGUGUAGCAGUGAAAAAAAAGCCCGAUUUCCAGCCAUUUCAUCCAUCUGUUCGUUUCUUAGAUUCCGCGUCUGUCCUGCAGUAGUGAAUGUGCCGGCCCGUGGGCGUUUUUUUUUUUUAGUUUUUAAAUCGUGAAUGUACUUUUUUGUGCGUGUGAAUGUGUGAUAUUUUUUCCCCCUUCCCUGUCAUGUGUGACUUUCUGUUUCUGUAGCUACCAUCAGUGUUUUCAGCCUCAUUCCCCUCUUCCCUGCCUCCAGCAGCCGUCUCACUCAGCCAAAACCACUCGCUUUUCAGACUUUUGCUUUUUUUUUUCAAGAAUGGCUUUUCUUUAUUAUUGCUCUUGCUCUUUUUUAUUAUUCUAAUAAUAAUAAUAAUAAUAAUAAUAAUAAUAAUAAUAAUAAUAAUAAUAAUAAUAAUAAUUAUUAUUAUUAUUAUUAUUAUUAUUAUUAUUAUUAUUAUUAUUAUUAUUAUUAUUAUUAUUAUUGUAAAGUGUAUCUGGAGGAAACCUUUGUGUAUAAUACUAUAGCUAUACUAUUAUAGGUCUGUUACAGCCGGGUGAUAAGAAAUGUGGAGAACCAGCAGCUGAAUUACCUCUCAUUUCAAACACACACACACACACACCAAACACCACAUACAGACUCUGUCCUUUGCUUCCUCCUCCUUCUCCUCCUCCUCCUCCUCCUCCUCCUCCUCCUCCUCCUCCUUCUUCUUCCUUCUUCUCACUGUUUCUUUCUUACAAACAAACACACACAUGCACACACAGAGAAGGACUGUGGUUUGCGUGUACUGUACAGUGAUUGGAAGGCGAGCUGGUUUGCUCUCUGUGCAGUAGAGUCGGUGUGUAGUGAAGCUUUGUGCACCCAGGGGUAGGGCUGUUCCUGGUCACACUAUCUUACUCUGUGCCAAAAUGUAGUGCAACAGCCGGGCUAGUCCUGUCUGGUCUGAUUCCAAUAAAACACUGAGCUGUCUACAUCAA